GAAGACCUUUAAGCCAUUAAAGAAAUACUGCAACGAAGACGACAAAGAAGAUUAAAAAUUAAAGAUGGUCUCCACUGACACAACAGCCACCACCACCACCACCACCACUACCUCUGCCUCGUCUCCUCAAUCUCAAUCUUCCCCUGGUCUCUCCCCAUCUUCUCCUCCUCCUCCGGUUGUCAUCAGCCCCUGCGCCGCCUGUAAGAUCCUCCGUCGUCGAUGCGUCGAGAAAUGCGUACUCGCCCCUUACUUCCCUCCGACAGAACCCCUCAAGUUCACCACUGCUCAUCGAGUGUUUGGUGCAAGCAACAUCAUCAAGUUCUUGCAGGAACUACCAGAGUCACAGAGGGCUGAUGCGGUGAGUAGCAUGGUUUAUGAAGCAAACGCAAGGAUUAGAGACCCAGUUUAUGGGUGCGCAGGAGCGAUUUGCCAGCUCCAGAAACAAGUGAGUGAUCUGCAAGCCCAAUUGGCGAAGACCCAAGCAGAGCUCGUGAAUAUGCAUUGCCAACAGGCAAACCUUCUGGCUUUAAUCUACAAGGAGAUGUCUCAGUCUCAACAACAACCCAUGCAACCAUCUUUGGAGUACAGCUUCAUCAAUAGCCCUCUUCACAGCUACCAAAUCAAUGGCUGCUUCUCAGAUGACAACAAUUUGGGCUCAGUCUGGGAACCCCUCUGGACAUGAUUAUCAGUUUUACCAAUAGGAAGCCAACUCCCCCAUCUCAUAAGUUGAUGAUGGAAGA
This is a messenger RNA of Telopea speciosissima, 740 nucleotides long. Its product is annotated as LOB domain-containing protein 1-like. The record is from RefSeq and is a predicted model, not a curated record. The coding region runs from base 65 to 682 and encodes 205 amino acids. The transcript has 2 exons. NCBI's taxonomy places the organism in Eukaryota, Viridiplantae, Streptophyta, Magnoliopsida, Proteales, Proteaceae.